AUGUACCGGCAAGCCAGAGCAAACGAUGACGACGGAGCGAUAGCGGGUCCAUCGUAUCACCACCAUCGUCAGCAGGAAGAUGACCUCGUACAGCCCGAGAAUCAGCUGGGGGUGUAUCCGAUGGAUGCUCGACAGGAGGAGGAGGAGGAGGAGGAGGAGGAGGAGGGGGAGCGUCUAAACGAGGAGCGAUUAGAAGCUAGACGCUUCGGCCUAUGGUUUCAAGAGCUGAUGGAGUGUGAUUCAGAUAUACAAACGGGCGGGGGAAGAACACGCAAUACACAGGGGAACGAGGCUUUCGGGGAUGUGCAACCCCCGGGAGGGCGGAUCAUCAUCACACACGAUACAGCCCGUUAUUUCAAACGUUUUCAACUACGUGGUCGGGAGAUAACAUUGCGUAUCCGCCAGCCUCACGCUGGCGCAAACGUGACAACAUGGCUUGAAGGAGCAUUCCGCGAUCUUCUGACGCAUCUCACGAGUCACUGUGAGGGUGGUGACUACGCGGGGAUCUCGUUCUCCGCGAGCUGCUUAGCGCACGGCCCCGUCUGGCUUUCAUUCCGUCCUGUCCGCGCCUAUACAUUUGUAGAUAUCUGGCAAUUAAUAACAAACAUAGCUCAAAGUGCAGCGUCUCUGGAUAUUAAUGAUUCUUUCCAUAUAAAAGUAUGUAUCGUUAGAGGUUUGGAGGGUAGGGGGCGAAAAGGUUUGACACACGAGGGCGUUGCUAAAAAAUCAAUUUUAACGAUUCGAAAUACCGACAAUCUGUGUCUACCGCGCUCGUCAGUAACAGCACGCGCGUACGCGGAAAGGGGUGAGAUACGCUCGGGGGCUCUGCAUUCUAGAUGGCAGCGUAUACGACAGAUUAACGGGUCGCUUCAAAAAGAGGCGGCGCUUGAGCUCACGAGAAGCGCAAAUGUUGUUAUACAGCCCGCUGGCUGUGGUAUGCGCGAAAUUGCUAUAUACCAGAAUUAUUUGGCUCGCGAGGGGUUAGCUAUCGUGGUUUUCGAGUUUUUGACUUUGGGGCGACGCGAAAGACCGGUGUUUGACGGUACACAGACGGUUAUGGAUACAGUAGGAUCAGUCAGGCACACGUUAUACAUUCUGUAUUAUGAGCGGUCGCAUCAUUUCCAGCCUAUCUUGAAUCUGCGUGGUGCUGUGGGCAGCUUAAACUACUGCGCAAUCUGUAACGCCCGUUCUCGUCGGGAUCAUAGAUGUUUAAAAAAGAAAUGCCCUCGCUGCCUUCAAGCACCGCCCUGCGCUCUGGGAGCAGCUGCCGCGAUCAGAUGCGAGACAUGUAACCGCGAUUUUUUUGGGGAACAAUGUUUAGAAAAUCACAGGGCUAUUACCAUCCGUCGUAAACACAGGGUAAACACUGUUUGCGAGUCUCUUCAGCGGUGCCGUAACUGCUUUCGCGCGAUAAGACCUUUAGAGAAAAAGACGCAUGUGUGCGGGGAGGGUUUCUGUAAAACGUGUAAAUCGCGGCACCCCUAUAAUAGCCUGUGCUAUAUGAGGCCUAUUCGCGUCGAUGAGAGGCCAAAAGAGAACAUAUUCAUAUUCUAUGAUUUUGAAACGCAGCAGUGUACCCCUGUAAAAGGUGAUCCUACAACGCGCGUUCACGAACCGAAUCUUUGCGUAGCUCAACGUGUCUGCACCAAGUGCUGCGAUAAUGCUUCUAUAGACGAGCCGUGCGAGCAUUGCGGGGAUCACGAGUUUAUAUUUAGGACGAACCCUGUGUGUCAACUUGUGGAGUUAGCCAUACAGAGUAUGCCGAACUUCUCUCACAUAUUUUUAAUAGCCCAUAACGCCGGUGGUUUCGACGCCCAGUUUAUCCUGCGCUACCUCAUCGAGGAGAAAAAAACGCAGCUCCCGUCUUUAAUAAUGAACGGCACUAAAAUCAUCACAAUGCGCGUUGGCAAACUCGUGUUUCUCGACAGCUUGAACUACUUUCACAUACCUCUGAGUGCACUGCCUAAAUCGUUCGGUCUAAAAACUGCUCUCGCCAAAGGAUCUUUUCCGCAUCUGUUCAAUAGACCCGAGAAUCAAAAUUAUAUUGGGCCGAUGCCGCCCGCAGCCGAUUACUCUCCCGACACUAUGCGCCCGGAGGAACGCGAGCGUUUUUUUGCAUGGUAUAACGAGUUAAAGAAUGCCUCUUAUGUAUUUAACUUUUCAAACGAGCUCAUAACCUAUUGUAAAAACGACGUUACGAUAUUGAGACAGGCCUGUGUGGUUUUCCGGAAAAUGUUCAAGGACAGCGGACGCGUUUGCCCGUUUAGCGAAAACACAACAAUCGCGUCCGCCUGCUUUCAAAUCUUUCGAAAAAAUUUUUUAAAACCUAACACGAUCGGUAUUAUACCUACGGGUGGUUACAGAUGGGCUCACAAUCAGUCAAAAAAGGCGGUCUCUUGGCUCGUGUGGAUGGAGCAUUCUUUAAAUCGUCGUAUCAUUCACGCAGGACGCUCGCGCGAGUUUAAAUUGCCUCAAAAUUUAUUAGUAGACGGUUACUACGAAACACCUGAUUCAGCCCACGUGUUACAGUUUCACGGUUGCUAUUGGCACGGGUGUUUGAGCUGUUUCACUGUAAACAGAGACCGUGUACAAAGCGACGGUGAUACACUGAACGAGCGUCUCGAGAGAACAAACGCUAUAUCGCAGAGAAUCCGCUCAAGCGGCUACACGUUAACCGAGAUUUGGGAGUGCGCGUAUGACCGGAUGAUAAAAACAGAUUUAGAGAUGAGCGCUUUUGUGAGUGAUCACCCUCUGGUUCGAGCGGAGCCUCUCAAUCCGCGCGAUGCUUUUUUCGGUGGUCGCACGGAAAACAUGGUCACUCUGUACGACGUGAAAGACGGGGAGCAGAUACGAUAUGUUGACGUUUGCUCUUUGUACCCAUACAUCUGCAAGUACGGCAAAUAUCCGGUGGGCCAUCCAACGGUAUACGUCGGCGACGAGUGCAGGGCGCUGACAGGUCCCGAAAAUAAUAUCAGUCUUUCCCGCGUCGAGGGCCUUGUUAAAUGUACAGUGCUUCCACCGCAAAAUCUUUAUCAUCCGGUGCUGCCGGUGCGAAUGCAUCAGCGCCUGUUAUUCGGGUUAUGUCGUAGCUGCUGCGAAACAAUGAACCAGGACGCGUGUCCUCAUGAAGACCCCGCGGAGCGUGUGUUUAGCGGUACUUGGGUAGUGGAUGAAUUGCGAAAAGCUAUUGCGUGCGGGUAUAAAAUAUUAACCAAGGGGGGCCUUUUCACCGGGUACAUAAACACUUUUCUUAAAAUCAAACAAGAGGCUAGCGGUUGGCCCGUGGGUUAUGCAGAUGACGAGGCUGCCCAAGAGCGUUAUAUAACUGCUUUUAAGACAGCCGAAGGGGUUCAGCUGGAGCGGGGUGUGGUAGCGAAAAACCCGGGGCUGCGCUCGGUAGCCAAACUUUGUCUUAACUCCUUUUGGGGUAAAUUUGGACAACGCGAAAAUUUACCGCAAACAGAAAUAGUGUCGACACGCGAAAAACUUAUGGAGCUGCUAAAUGGCCCCGAGCACGAGAUCACUGGUGUGCUACCUGUUAACAACCAGGUGCUGUAUGUUAAUUAUACGAAAACCAAUGAUGCUGUAAUACCGUCUAAUAUAGCAAAUACUGUCAUAGCUGCAUACACCACAGCCCAAGCCCGUUUAAAACUUUACACCUAUCUCGAACCGCUGGGUAAGCGUGCUCUGUACUGCGACACCGAUUCCGUUAUUUAUGUCACGAGAAAAGAGCCUGGAGAGUAUGAACCGCCAACGGGUCAAUUGCUAGGGGAUUUAACCGACGAGCUAAGCUCUUACGGCGAGGGCAGUAACAUUAAGUCUUUCAUCUCAGGCGGCCCUAAAUUUUAUUCUUUCAUAGUUAAUACGCCGAGCGGCGCGGAAAGCGAGGUUUGCAAGGUUAAAGGCAUAACCCUGAAUUACGCAAACAGCUCGCUGAUAAAUUACGAAUCAAUACGGUCAUUUAUAAUAGGUGAGAGAGAAAAUCCUGUUGUACUACAGUUUGAUUCAAUACGUCGUACACCGUUCCACCAGGUUGUCACACGACCCGAAAAGAAAUCGUGCAUGCCUCUGAGCGUCAAGCGAAGACGUGAUGGCGAAUACGGCUCGCUCCCUUACGGCUACAAAUAA
Molecule: messenger RNA, 4128 nt
Organism: Venturia canescens
Lineage: Eukaryota; Metazoa; Arthropoda; Insecta; Hymenoptera; Ichneumonidae
Exons: 3
Coding region: 1-4128 (1375 amino acids)
Biological process (GO): DNA replication
Molecular function (GO): DNA-directed DNA polymerase activity; nucleotide binding; DNA binding
Source: RefSeq, a predicted model, not a curated record